Messenger RNA from Colias croceus (clouded yellow), 1617 nucleotides. It is a transcript of the gene Nop56, whose product is annotated as nucleolar protein 56. The coding region runs from base 127 to 1503 and encodes 458 amino acids. The transcript has 8 exons. Lineage: Eukaryota; Metazoa; Arthropoda; Insecta; Lepidoptera; Pieridae. Gene Ontology annotation, molecular function: snoRNA binding. The record is from RefSeq and is a predicted model, not a curated record. Gene Ontology annotation, cellular component: box C/D methylation guide snoRNP complex; small-subunit processome.
UUUGCGUUUAUCUGGUGUGGGGGCGCUUGCGACUUGCGUGAUAAAAUCGCGGGGGUAUAAUAAAUACACGUGUUUUAAAAUAAAAAUGAUAGUGAAUGUGUAAAUAACAACGAAUAUUAGUUAAAAAUGAGUAAGCUGUACGUGCUCUUCGAGCACGCCGCAGGCUUCGCCCUCUUCCGCGUGGCGGAGUUCGAGGAGCUGGCGACGUUCUUGCCGCAAGUGGAGCAGUCUGUGACGGACUUGCAGCGUUUCAACUCAGUUGUGUCUCUGAUUGCGUUCCAGCCAUUCAAGUCCGCUAUUUUGGCUUUGGAGAACAUUAAUGCGAUAUCUGAAGGUAUUUUACCAGAAGAUUUGAACCUCUUCCUUGAGGGGGCGUUACCGAAACGCAAGAAGCGAUCAAAAUGCACGCUAGGUGUGCUGGAUCCCAAGCUUGGUGCAGCUAUCAGCGAAGCCCUGGAGAUUCCCUGCUCGCACAUUGGUGCAGUACCUGAAUUGAUUAGAGGUAUCAAGUUUCACUUCCAUGCACUAAUCAAGGGGCUCACGCAGAAAGCAUGUAGCGUGGCCCAACUCGGACUUGGCCAUUCGUACUCCCGUGCGAGAGUGAAGUUCAACGUGCACAGAGUGGAUAAUAUGAUCAUACAGUCUAUUGCGCUGUUGGAUCAGCUUGAUAAAGAUGUUAACACGUUUUCUAUGAGGAUCAGAGAAUGGUACUCCUACCACUUCCCAGAGCUCGUCAGCAUAGUCCCUGACAACCAUCUAUACACAAAAUGUGCGGAAUACAUUAAAGACAGGAAAUCUCUCACCGAAGAAUCAGUGGAGCCACUCACUGAGAUACUUGGUGACUCGGAGAAGGCCCAAGCAAUCAUUGAUGCGUCCAAAAUGUCAAUGGGAAUGGAUAUAUCGCCUGUGGACCUGAUUAAUAUACAAAUGUUUGCGGGGAGGGUUGUGUCGUUGAGUAAUUACAGAAAGCAAAUAUCGGAGUACCUUCACACAAAGAUGAACUCGGUGGCUCCAAACCUCACCACUCUCAUCGGAGACCAGGUCGGGGCUCGGCUGAUAUCCAAGGCUGGUUCGCUCACCAACCUGGCCAAGUAUCCUGCGUCUACUUUGCAGAUUCUUGGUGCGGAAAAAGCUCUAUUCCGAGCGUUAAAAACACGCUCGAACACACCCAAAUAUGGUUUAUUAUACCAUUCUACAUUCAUUGGUCGAGCCGGUCUGAAGAACAAGGGCAGGAUCAGCCGAUACUUGGCCAAUAAGUGUUCUAUAGCGUCGAGGAUUGAUUGUUUCUCUGAGAACCAGACAACAGUAUUUGGUGAAAAACUGCGUCAACAAGUUGAAGAUCGUCUGAAGUUCUACGAAACCGGUGACAUUCCUAUGAAAAACAUUGAGGUUAUGAAACUAGCUAUGGAAGAAGCAGAACAGCAGAGCCAAGAAGAGCCGAGCGCUAAAAAGAAGAAAAAGAAGAAGAAAGAAAAGAAAGAAGUAGAAGUUAUGGAGGAAUAGAGCGAAUUUUCUAAUGUGCCUUACAAUUUUGUUCGGUUGUGUUUGAAGAUUCGUUAUGUUCAGAGUUUAUUUUCACUGUAUGUAUUUUAUAAGGAAUAAAAAUUUACGAAAGUA